This is a messenger RNA of Copidosoma floridanum, 2518 nucleotides long. RefSeq names its product SH3 and cysteine-rich domain-containing protein (gene Stacl). Gene Ontology annotation, biological process: positive regulation of protein localization to plasma membrane; skeletal muscle contraction; positive regulation of voltage-gated calcium channel activity. Lineage: Eukaryota; Metazoa; Arthropoda; Insecta; Hymenoptera; Encyrtidae. The record is from RefSeq and is a predicted model, not a curated record. Gene Ontology annotation, molecular function: protein binding.
ACUCGUUGAGCUCGCCAGUUUUGAGCUCAAGGAGAAACCACGAAGGGCCCGAGAAACACAAAUUCGUCCUACGAACAGUAGCGGAAGAAAAAAGAGGAGGAGAAACGAAGUAUAAAACAGCAAAGUGGAUAAAUCGAUCGCCAGCGUGGAGCUGCAACAGCAGAGGCAACGGAGCGAGUGGGGCGCUGUGAGGCGGGCUAUUAUGCAAAACAACCGGAACCUGCUCGACGAGGGUGGCAACCCUCUGAAGGAGCUGACCCACGCGAACCUGAACGAGCCGCUCAAGCAGCACAAUGCCAACGCAGUCAAACUCGUGCAGACCGUGUCGGAGUUCUCCCAGGCACUGGGAGGAGCAAUGGAAUGCCAUGGCCAGAACAUCAUCCAUCUGGUCGACGACUUUCGAAACCGCACCGCCGAGUCACGGGGUGAUGCGAGCAGCAUGCGCCGCGUCUGGGACAGCCUUUUACGGCAGGUUGAGGCGGACGCAAGUGCCCAUCUCGACUUUGCCGCUAUGCUGCAGCAGGUGUCGAGACCCGUGCUCGAGGGCUGCUUCCAUCGCAAGGUGCAACACAGAAAGGUGUUCACGCAUCGCGAGUCCUACGAGCAGUUGAUGGCCAAGACGGAGGAAAAGCUGCAGCGCGCCCGAGCGGAGUACAAGCGAGCGUACGGCGCGUUACUCGGUACGCCCGAGCCGAGCCAGGACUCGGAGCUGAAGCGCGCCUAUCUCGAAGCCCACAACGCUUACGUGCUCCAGUUGCGCGCGACCAACGCCAUGGUCGAUUUCUACCAGAUCCAGUGUCUGCCCGGCCUCCUCGGCGAGAUCGGGGAAAUCUACGAGGAGCUGUGCAGCCUCGCCUGCGGCUGCAUCUCCGGGGUGUCCGAUGCGGCGAACGACAGGAUCAUCGAGCAAUCCAAGCGGUACCAGGCCCUAGGCAAGGAGGUCAAGACUGUCAAUGCCCAGUUGGAUCUGCAGGAAAGUGUUGAAGGUAAUCUUCACACAAAGGUUGCCGAGUUACAAGAAGAAAUUUCAAUAAAACGUUACGAUCUGGGAGUUGCGCAAUUACAUUUGGCUGCUGUACAAGCUCAGAAAGAACUAUUUGGGGGAGGAGCAGAUGCUGCGCAGCCAGACAGCACAGGAAAUCGAAAAAUGUCGAACGGUUCGACUGGAAGCAACACAAAGCACAAAUGGCUGAAGGCAUUCAAAAGUCUGAAAACCACACCAGCCGCACCUCUGCCCACCGAAAAAGGAAAACAGGCGAUGUACCAUGCCGUUUCAACGGUAGUCGCCAUGUCAAGAAAGACCCUGGAGUCGGAGUCGGGAGGGCAUCAGUGGCGCGAGUACACCUACCGCAAGAUAACGCCCUGCGACGCGUGCGGGCAGGUACUGCGGGGCCAUUCGCGCCAGGGCUUCCGCUGCCGGAACUGCAAGGCCAACGCCCACGCGGACUGCAUCAACGCGGUCCAACCGGCCAACUGUCCCAGCCUCCAGCCCAAACGCACCGCUGGUAUACCGCUGCUGCGCAGGCAGAAGAGCACUGCACCACCCGUCGACGACACCCCGACUUCGGACCAGAAUGUGGACGCCAUAUACCAGGUAUUGAAGCAGGCCGGCGAGAUACGUGGAAGCUCAGCAAACUCACCACCUACGCCUCCCACAGCAGACCAUCCUCCUUCCGGCGCAGCCGGGCCACCUUCAUCAGUGAGGACAACCUCCACCCAACCCUGUUCCUCGUCCACCUCUGCGCCACACAGCCCACAACGACGAAGGGAACGACUGAACCUACGCAUGAAAAGCCUGAGUCUUGACUCACCCGAGGGCUCAGCCCACGUGCGCCACCGACCCAGGGACUAUCACAAUGCAGGUCCCCGAGAAUCUACGCCUCCCCGACGUUCUGACAGUGGCAGUAUCAACAGGCUAUCGGCUCCGUGCAGCCCAGGUCAAAGUAUACAUGGCAUCCACAAGCAACAUCUACGCAAUACCAUACGCAUGUCGAGCGUCGAACUACCUGAUGACAACGAAAAGUCGUACUCGUCGGCUAGCACGUCACCGUGUCCGUCUCCACACAUGAACAAUCAAAACAAUCUUAAUCCAACUGGAAAGCGAGUUCUACCGCCUAACAACUUGUACGUCGUGCUGUACAACUUUGAUUCCAGACAUCGCGACGAACUCGAUCUUAAAGCAGGAUAUAAAGUGACCGUCAUCGAUAAAUCUGACAAGGAUUGGUGGAAAGGUAAAUGCUUGGGUGGACGCGCAGGCUUCUUCCCCAGUACCUAUGUGAUGCGAGUAGAGUCCGGUCAAAAGACUCUUCAAGUUACUCGCAAUUUACAGUUAGCCGACCAAACAACGCUUUUACGAGAUCAAAUAGUCGUACAAGUGGGCGAAGAGGUCGACGGAGUGGCAAUGGUGCGUUGUGCUGCGGACGUAAUGUCCUCAGGACAGGCGGCCAAGGACGGCGAGGUUCGCUACAAGGAGACCCUCUGUCCACUUAAGUACCUCCAAGAGGUGUGACGGCAACCU